GUUAUCCAAUCCUUUCGCUUGCGUUUCGCCCUCCCGUCUCCCUUCUCCACAGUCAACCAGGGAGGGAGACCACCGGUUGUGUGUGGCUCUCUCGCUGCAGAUAAGGCUCCAACUCCUCCGGGAUUCUGUGGCCAAGAACCUGUGAAACCCUACGCAUCUUUACUUCACACAGCAGAAGGUCAACAGGAAGCCCCCGCCAUGUCCGCCCUUCAAGCGUCCCUCCUCUGUCGCUCCUCCUUCUCGCCGUGCUUACCCAGCCAACCUCUCUCCCUCUUCCCCCGCCAGCCUCUAUCCCUCUUACCCCGCCGUCCCGUCGCCGCUUCUCCUUUAUUGGCCUCCUUUUCUAUCGCUUAUUCCCAUCGCCGGCGCCUAUCUGUCUCUCCAUUUCUUGCAUUGCCUGAGAAACACGGCCCGAAUACCCAGGACGAUGUCUCUUCUUCGAGUCCGGCGGACUCCGGACCCGACGAACCGACGGUGAUGGCUGGAGAUUUGGGCUCUUUGGAGAAAUCGUCGGCGGUGGAGGUGCGGACUGAGUCGCAGGAGAAGAGAUUUCCGUUACUGGUGUUCUUUGUUGGCUUGUGGGAUUUGGUGAGGAGAGGGUUGGGCAGGCUGAACUUGUCGGAUUGGCUGAACUGGUGGCCAUUCUGGCGUCAGGAGAAGAGGCUGGAGCGUCUCAUUGCCGAGGCUGAUGCGAACCCUAAGGAUGCUGAAAAGCAGAGCGCUCUACUGGCCGAGCUCAACAGGCACAGUCCUGAGUCUGUCAUCAAACGUUUUGAGCAAAGAGACCAUGCAGCUGAUAGUAGAGGGGUUGCAGAAUAUCUGCGAGCCCUGGUUGUCACCAAUUCCAUUGCAGAAUAUCUUCCAGAUGAGCAAUCCGGCAAGCCUUCUAGUCUUCCAAUGCUGCUACAAGAGUUGAAGGAGCGUGCAGCUGGAAAUGAGGAUGGAUCAUUUCGGAACCCUGGCAUCUCUGACAAGCAGCCAUUGCAUGUAGUUAUGGUUGAUCCCAAAGCAUCUGGUAAAUCUACUAGAUUUGCUCAAGAACUACUUUCAACCAUCAUAUUUACAGUUGUUGUGGGACUGAUGUGGGUGAUGGGUGCGGCAGCACUCCAGAAGUACAUUGGCAGCUUGGGUGGGAUUGGGACCUCUGGUGUUGGCUCGAGUGCUGCCUAUGCUCCUAAAGAUCUGAAUAAAGAAAUCAUGCCAGAAAAGAAUGUCAAAACCUUUAAAGAUGUGAAGGGCUGUGAUGAUGCUAAGCAAGAGCUUGAAGAAGUGGUUGAAUACCUUAAAAAUCCAGCAAAGUUCACCCGCCUUGGAGGGAAGUUACCAAAGGGAAUUCUUCUAACUGGUGCGCCUGGUACUGGGAAGACUUUGCUUGCCAAGGCUAUUGCAGGAGAGGCUGGGGUACCAUUCUUCUAUCGAGCAGGAUCUGAAUUUGAAGAAAUGUUUGUUGGUGUUGGUGCUCGACGUGUGAGGUCCUUAUUUCAGGCUGCUAAGAAAAAGGCACCUUGUAUCAUUUUCAUUGAUGAAAUUGACGCUGUUGGAUCUACUAGAAAACAAUGGGAAGGACAUACUAAGAAGACUUUGCAUCAGCUGCUUGUUGAAAUGGAUGGGUUUGAGCAAAAUGAUGGCAUAAUAUUGAUGGCUGCAACAAAUUUGCCAGAAAUUCUUGAUCCAGCUUUGACAAGACCUGGUAGAUUCGAUAGGCAUAUUGUUGUCCCUAGUCCUGAUGUGCGGGGUAGGCAAGAGAUUUUGGAGCUGUAUUUGCAUGAAAAACCAUUGGCUGAUGAUGUGGACGUCAAAGCUAUCGCACGUGGUACUCCUGGCUUCAAUGGUGCAGAUCUAGCAAACCUUGUCAAUAUUGCUGCCAUUAAGGCAGCUGUAGAAGGUGCUGACAAGCUAACUUCUGCACAGUUGGAAUUUGCAAAAGAUAGGAUAAUUAUGGGCACUGAGCGUAAAACGAUGUAUUUAUCCGAGGACUCCAAGAAGCUCACUGCAUACCAUGAGAGUGGACAUGCCAUUGUGGCCUUCAAUACUGAGGGUGCACAUCCUAUUCACAAAGCAACCAUCGUUCCUCGAGGGUCUGCCUUAGGUAUGGUCACGCAGCUUCCUUCGCAAGAUGAAACUUCCAUAAGCAAAAAACAGUUGUUAGCUCGUCUUGAUGUAUGUAUGGGUGGGAGAGUGGCUGAGGAGCUUAUAUUUGGUGAAGAUUAUGUAACAACUGGUGCGAGCAAUGACCUACAUACAGCCACUGAACUUGCUCAAUAUAUGGUUUCAUCAUGUGGAAUGAGUGAUGCAAUUGGCCCAGUGCAUAUUAAAGAGCGGCCAGGAUCAGAGAUGCAGUCACGAAUUGAUGCAGAAGUGGUGAAGCUCCUGAGAGAAGCUUAUGAUCGAGUCAAGCGGCUACUAAAGAAGCACGAAAAUGCAUUGCACGCCCUCGCAAAUGCGCUGCUCGAGUAUGAAACCCUAAAUUCAGAAGACAUUAGACGAGUCCUUAACCCUUACCAAGAAGGCCAACUCUUUGAGCAACAGGAGGAGCUUGCGUUGGCUUAGAAAGGGCUGCUCUAAUUCUAAAAUAUUGUACAGUCCUGAAGCCACAGAAGAAAAAGCUUGGAAAGCUGGGGGGCUACAGCAAAAGAGACGACUGUGCAUAAAUGAGAGCUCUACUGCUUGUGGUAAGAAGCUUGUUUGAACUAGUUUUCAGUGUCAUUCAAGUAAUACAAAUGUUGCAACUCAGUAAUUAUAUUGAUUUUCCAAUAAGUUUUUCUUCAUUAUCAUCUACCCUUCAGACCUGGUUUAUUUUAUGUUUCACGACUUCA
Messenger RNA from Dendrobium catenatum, 2816 nucleotides. Its product is annotated as ATP-dependent zinc metalloprotease FTSH 11, chloroplastic/mitochondrial. NCBI's taxonomy places the organism in Eukaryota, Viridiplantae, Streptophyta, Magnoliopsida, Asparagales, Orchidaceae. Gene Ontology annotation, molecular function: ATP-dependent peptidase activity; ATP hydrolysis activity; ATP binding. The transcript has 18 exons. The record is from RefSeq and is a predicted model, not a curated record. Gene Ontology annotation, cellular component: chloroplast thylakoid; membrane. The coding region runs from base 199 to 2550 and encodes 783 amino acids. Gene Ontology annotation, biological process: proteolysis.